GCUAGUUUUCCAGACAGAAACUUUUUGGACUCAACAUAAGUAUAUAGUUUGUAGUGUAGGAUAUCCGCGAGUUUAUCAUAAACAAUAUGUUAUCGAAAUCGAUAUUGCUCAGCUUCCUCUUCGUGAUCCUAGCCUCAAUUUUAUUGAACGAUGGUGUCCAGGCACGUAUGCUCCCAACCAGAUCGAAUGGAGACAGGGUGGACAAACUUCGUGAGAUGCUCAAAGAAGUGAGUAAGGUCUAUUCGUUGUUGGAGAGUGAGAUAGAAAAAGAAGAGAUGGGGGAUGUGCCCAGAUGGCAUCCAGAAAGCAAGUUAUUUUAUAAGAGAGAAGCACCCGCUUCCAAGGCUCCUGAACAUUGAAAGGACGACCAAAGACGAAACAUGACGAAACUAUGCAGCAAUGAAAACGGACACGAAUUUAUGGAAUUGUAAAUAGUUAUUGAAUUGAUAUUUUGACAAUUUUAAUUUGAUGUUGUAAUUUACAUGGAGAAUGAGAAGUUUGACAAACUGAAAAACGCAAUUAUUGAUGAAUACUUCUAUACCUGUACUCUAUAGCAUGUGAUUACAUGUAUAUAGUAUUCAAUUGAAGUAUCAAUAUACAGAGUACACUAUUAUUGUAGUUAAUACAUUCCUACUUAGAGAUAUUUUUGAAUGUAAAAGUAUAUAUAAAUAUAAACAGCGUGAAGUACAUAUGUUAUGAAUAUGAAACUAUACUUAAAUAUUGUUAUUUGAUUGGUAUAUCACAAUACUAUAGGUAUUAGGAUAGAAAAAGGGGAAAAUAACAAAUAUAUAACAAUAUGUGUCUUAAUUUGAUAUCAGCUACUCUGUAUAUUGCUUUAAAACUAUACAAAAUAUAGAAAAAAUCGAAAAUAUAUUAUACUUUGUAUAAUAAGUUCAAUGAGAAUGAAAAUCCUUGUAUCCUCUUCAUUCCUUCAUCUGCAAAUACCAGUGGAUGUUUAGUGUUCGCUUAGACACCCAGAAUCUAUCUUAAUCUUAACCGUCCCUGAUUUGUUUUCAGUUUGUCAAAACUAUUUAGGACAAUAAUUCCACAUGAUUAAAUAAUUGUUAUAAAAAGCAAUAUUUUGAAAAAAGAAAAAUUAUAAAUGUGAUUUGCAAUAAUCGUGUGUCUUAUGAUAAAUAAAUAUGCAUGAG
Molecule: messenger RNA, 1151 nt
Organism: Phaedon cochleariae (mustard beetle)
Lineage: Eukaryota; Metazoa; Arthropoda; Insecta; Coleoptera; Chrysomelidae
Source: the annotation of a GenBank genome assembly